CGCGGUUUCCCUUUGAGCCGGAACAGGAUGACUACGGCAAUGACUCGAGCAGCAGAUCGAACCAAUUAGCGGCCGAGAUCGAACCGUUGGCGUUCGAAAUCAACCAAUGAUAGGCUUGCUCCGGGGCUUCCUCUCCGCCUCCUCCGCUAGCCUGGGAGUGCUCGGAGAGAAGCGGGUUGUUGGUGGCCGGUUCGGAAACGUUGCUUGGGCGAACACGAGAUGACGGGUUCGAACGAGUUCAAGCUGAACCAGCCACCCGAGGAUGGCAUCUCCUCGGUCAAGUUCAGCCCCAACACCUCCCAAUUCCUCCUGGUCUCCUCCUGGGAUACAUCUGUGCGCCUCUACGAUGUGCCCGCCAACUCCAUGCGACUCAAGUACCAGCACACUGGUGCUGUCCUGGACUGCGCCUUCUACGAUCCAACGCAUGCCUGGAGUGGAGGAUUAGAUCACCAACUGAAAAUGCAUGAUUUGAACACUGAUCAAGAAAAUCUUGUCGGAACCCAUGAUGCCCCUAUCAGAUGUGUGGAAUACUGUCCGGAAGUGAAUGUGAUGGUUACUGGAAGUUGGGAUCAGACAGUUAAACUGUGGGAUCCCAGAACUCCUUGUAAUGCUGGGACCUUCUCUCAGCCGGAAAAGGUGUACACCCUGUCAGUGUCCGGGGACAGACUGAUUGUGGGUACAGCAGGCCGCCGAGUGCUGGUGUGGGACUUGAGGAAUAUGGGCUAUGUGCAGCAGCGCAGGGAAUCCAGCCUGAAGUACCAGACUCGCUGUAUCCGUGCCUUCCCAAACAAGCAGGGUUAUGUGUUGAGCUCCAUUGAAGGCCGAGUGGCGGUGGAAUACUUGGACCCAAGCCCCGAGGUUCAGAAGAAGAAGUACGCUUUCAAGUGUCACCGGCUAAAAGAAAACAACAUUGAGCAGAUUUACCCAGUCAACGCCAUUUCCUUUCACAAUAUCCACAAUACGUUUGCCACAGGUGGUUCUGAUGGAUUUGUAAAUAUUUGGGACCCGUUUAACAAAAAGCGACUCUGUCAGUUCCACCGCUACCCUACUAGCAUUGCGUCUCUUGCCUUCAGUAAUGACGGAACUACGCUCGCAAUAGCGUCGUCAUAUAUGUAUGAAAUGGACGACACGGAGCACCCUGAAGAUGGUAUCUUCAUUCGCCAAGUGACAGAUGCAGAAACAAAGCCCAAGUGAGUAUGCUUCACCUGGAUUGAAGCCUUUUC
Messenger RNA from Peromyscus eremicus (cactus mouse), 1223 nucleotides. RefSeq names its product BUB3 mitotic checkpoint protein (gene Bub3). The coding region runs from base 220 to 1194 and encodes 324 amino acids. Gene Ontology annotation, biological process: mitotic spindle assembly checkpoint signaling. Gene Ontology annotation, cellular component: bub1-bub3 complex; mitotic checkpoint complex; kinetochore. Gene Ontology annotation, molecular function: ubiquitin binding. The transcript is spliced from 7 exons. The record is from RefSeq and is a predicted model, not a curated record. Lineage: Eukaryota; Metazoa; Chordata; Mammalia; Rodentia; Cricetidae.